AUGGUGGAAUUGCCUUCUCUGAGCUUGUUCUUGGUAUUCUUGACCGGACUGGCCAUGGUGCUGGGUGGUCAUGCCUGUACCGAACACAGCGUCCAUCACGGCCUUCGAAUAGAGAACGCAGACCGCAGCAAGAACCAACCUCAAAGCACCACGAAUUCUCUGCCACUGUUGUCAAGGAGUCGGAGUUUCCUGACAAUUGGUGGACUGGAAAGGAUGUCUUCGAGCUCGAGAAACGAGCAAUCUUCAGUAAGCCGCUUCUCCAAACCAGGAGAUUAUCACUCUUUUGAGCUGGCCAGCUUUCCGUUCUUCUUGAUCCUUGGGAAGGACAACGUGGUGCGGGCUUUCCACAAUGUCUGUAGACACCGAGCCUACACCAUUACGAAGAAGGAGUCCGGAUCCUCCAUGGUGCUUGGAUGCCGGUAUCAUGGGUGGAGUUAUAAUACCCGGGGCGCGCUCAUCAAAGCGCCGCACUUUGAAAACGUGCCGGGAUUCGAUAAAUCGCAGAACGGCCUGUUCGAGAUCCAUACUGCUAUGAGUAAGGAUGGAUUGAUCUUCAUCAACAUGGACGCCAAUCCUACGGUAUCGCCGCCCGAUUUCAAAUCCGCAGAUGCGUUCACAGCGCGGCAACGGUUGGGAAUAAAGUCGACAUGGAUUUCUGGGUCUACGUUCGAAGCCAAUUUUAACUGGAAAGCUGCAGUUGAAUCGCGUCUGUUUGAUCUACGGAUUCCUGAGGACCAGAUCCCACGGUCUGCGUUAACUUCUAUCUUCCGAAGCAUCAAGAAUGGCUCAUUGGAGACACAACAGUCAGAGCUCACACUCUUCCCCAACUCUACACUGUACAGAAUUCCAGGUACCGACCUUUGGUAUUCCAUCUGUCUGCUGCCGUCUUCGGAAGUGCAUACCCGUGUUCGAUGUGAUCUAUAUUCCGUCUCGCCCAAAGUCAACACUACUGCUGGGAGAGUCUUGGAAAAACUCGACGAGAUUAUUCGCGAUCGAAUCAAAGCCGUGGAAAAUGAAUUCACCUCUUCAGCAGGGACCAGCCCAAGCUUAAACAAUUUUAAGCGCCUGAAUGAGGAGAACAGAGGUGAUUAUCUAUCCUUCCUAUCAUAA
Rasamsonia emersonii CBS 393.64 is the source of this 1110-nucleotide messenger RNA. RefSeq lists its product as uncharacterized. Bases 1 to 1110 code for a protein of 369 amino acids. The record is from RefSeq and is a predicted model, not a curated record. Gene Ontology annotation, molecular function: 2 iron, 2 sulfur cluster binding. The transcript has 4 exons. NCBI's taxonomy places the organism in Eukaryota, Fungi, Ascomycota, Eurotiomycetes, Eurotiales, Trichocomaceae.